This is a messenger RNA of Sinocyclocheilus rhinocerous, 8480 nucleotides long. Its product is annotated as talin-1-like. The coding region runs from base 184 to 7563 and encodes 2459 amino acids. Gene Ontology annotation, molecular function: integrin binding; structural constituent of cytoskeleton; actin filament binding. NCBI's taxonomy places the organism in Eukaryota, Metazoa, Chordata, Actinopteri, Cypriniformes, Cyprinidae. Gene Ontology annotation, cellular component: cytoskeleton; cytoplasm; ruffle. Gene Ontology annotation, biological process: cell-cell adhesion; actin cytoskeleton organization. The transcript is spliced from 55 exons. The record is from RefSeq and is a predicted model, not a curated record.
GGAGUUUAACACAGCGCCUCAAAGCAACGGUGCAGAAAUCACUUCUGACAUUACAUACCAGCGUUUACUCACCGCCAACUCUCUGCUGGGGGACAGGGAUUGUUAACAUAUUGGUAUUGUCCGAAGGUGGACAACUAGUGAUCGAAGAAACCUGAGGAGUAGCAGUGUGCCGCAGUGUCAGUCAUGGUGGCGCUGUCGCUGAAGAUCGGGGUGGGCAAUGUGGUGAAGACCAUGCAGUUCGAGCCCUCCACCGUGGUGUACGACGCCUGUCGAAUCAUCAGGGAGAAAGUCCCAGAAGCACAGCUCGGCCAGCCCAGUGACUAUGGCCUGUUCCUGUCAGAUGAGGACCCAAAGAAAGGCAUUUGGCUAGAAGCAGGCAAAGCCCUGGACUACUACAUGCUGAGAAAUGGAGACACACUAGAGUACAAAAAGAAACAGAGACCCCUGAAGAUCCGCAUGUUGGAUGGAACUGUUAAAACAGUCAUGGUGGAUGACUCAAAAAUCGUCAGUGACAUGCUAAUGACCAUCUGUGCCAGAAUAGGCAUCACAAACUAUGACGAGUAUUCGCUGGUGCGUGACGUGGGAGAGGAAAAGAAAGAAGAGACCACAGGAACACUAAAAAGAGACAAGACCCUCCUGAGGGAUGACAAAAAAAUGGAGAAACUCAAACAGAAACUUCACACAGAUGAUGAGUUGAAUUGGUUGGAUCAUGGGCGGAUGCUGCGAGAGCAGGGUGUCGAGGAGUCUGAGAUGCUGCUUCUCAGGAGAAAGUUCUUCUACUCGGACCAGAAUGUGGAUUCCAGGGACCCAGUACAGCUCAACCUGCUCUAUGUGCAGGCCCGUGAUGACAUCCUGAAUGGCUCCCACCCUGUCUCCUUUGAUAAGGCCUGUGAGUUUGCCGGAUACCAGUGCCAGAUCCAGUUCGGAGACCACAAUGAGUCUAAACACAAACCUGGAUUCCUUGAUUUGAAAGAAUUCUUGCCCAAAGAGUACAUCAAGAACAAGGGCGAGAAAAGGAUCUUCCAGGCACACAAAAACUGCCAAAACAUGACCGAGAUUGAGGCCAAAGUCAGCUACGUCAAACUAGCCAGAUCUCUGAAAACCUAUGGAGUGUCCUUCUUCUUAGUCAAGGAAAAAAUGAAAGGAAAGAAUAAGCUUGUUCCGCGUUUGUUGGGCAUCACUAAAGAGUGUGUGAUGAGAGUGGAUGAGAAGACCAAAGAGGUGAUACAGGAGUGGAGUCUGACCAACAUCAAACGCUGGGCCGCUUCUCCCAAGAGCUUCACGCUGGACUUUGGAGACUAUCAGGAUGGUUACUACUCCGUUCAGACCACCGAAGGAGAGCAGAUCGCACAACUCAUCGCUGGUUACAUCGACAUCAUUCUCAAGAAGAAAAAGAGCAAAGAUCACUUCGGCCUGGAGGGCGAUGAGGAAUCAACCAUGUUGGAGGACUCCGUGUCUCCCAAUAAGUCAACAGUUCUCCAGCAGCAGUUUAAUAAGGUCGGGAAGGUGGAGACGGGCUCUGUCGCUCUGCCGGCCAUCAUCCGCUCUGGUGCCGGAGGUCCGGAGAGCUUCCAGAUGGGCUCCAUGCCACAGGCCAAACAGCACAUCACCAGCGGACAGAUGCACCGAGGACACAUGCCCCCUCUGAUAUCAGCUCAGCAGGCUUUGACUGGCACCAUUAACUCCAGUAUGCAGGCGGUGCAGGCAGUUCAAGCCUCUCUCGUUGAGUUUGAUGCCCUGCCUCCACUGGGCACUGAUGCGGCAUCUCAAGCAUGGAGGAAGAAUAAAAUGGAUGAGUCCAAACAUGAGAUUCACUCUCAGGUGGAUGCCAUCACUGCGGGAACUGCCUCCAUGGUCAAUCUGACUGCAGGUGACCCGGCAGAGACGGAUUACACCGCUGUGGGCUGUGCUGUCACCACCAUCUCCUCCAACCUGACCGAGAUGUCUAAGGGUGUCAAACUGCUGGCGGCGCUGAUGGAGGACGAGGGAGGACAUGGCCAACAGCUUCUGGGUGCUGCCAAGAGCCUGGCGUGUGCUGUGUCUGAGAUGCUCAAGACCGCUCAGCCCGCCAGUACUGAGCCGCGACAGAACCUCCUGCAGGCAGCGGGUAAUGUGGGUCAGGCCAGCGGUGAACUCCUGCAGCAGAUCGGAGAGUCCGACACAGAUCAGCACUUCCAGGACAUGUUGAUGCAGUUGGCGAAGGCUGUGGCUAAUGCAGCGGCAGCUCUGGUGUUAAAGGCCAAGAAUGUGGCUCAGAAAACAGAGGAUUCAACUCAACAGAACCGAGUGAUUGCUGCUGCCACCCAGUGCGCCCUCUCCACGUCACAGCUGGUGGCCUGCACACGAGUGGUGGCUCCCACCAUCAGCUCACCUGUGUGUCAGGAGCAGCUCGUCGAGGCGGGGAAGCUGGUGGCUAAGUCUGUGAAGGGCUGUGUGGAGGCGUCACAGGGGGCGGCCAAUGACGAGCAGCUGCUCAGACAGGUGGGCGUGGCUGCCACAGGUGUCACUCAGACUCUUAAUGAGCUGCUGCAGCAUAUCAGACAGUACGCCAGCGGAGGACAGCCGAUCGGACGGCACGGAGAGGCCACUGACCGCAUCCUGGACGUGACGGAUAACAUCUUCAGCUCCAUGGGGGACGCAGGGGAGAUGGUGCGACAGGCCCGGAUCCUUGCUCAGGCCACCUCAGAUUUAGUCAAUGCUAUCAAGGCCGACGCGGAGGGCGAGACUGACCUGGAGAACUCCCGCAAACUCCUGUCUGCGGCCAAACUCCUGGCUGACGCCACGGCCAAGAUGGUGGAAGCUGCGAAGGGUGCGGCUGCUAACCCAGACAGCGAGGAGCAGCAGCAGAAGCUGCGUGAAGCUGCCGAGGGUCUGCGCAUGGCCACCAACGCUGCGGCACAGAAUGCCAUCAAAAAGAGACUGGUCAACAAACUGGAGAAUGCAGCGAAACAGGCCGCGGCGGCCGGCACUCAGACUAUCGCUGCAGCGCAGCACGCCGCCUCCUCCAACAAGAACCCUGCGGCCCAGCAACAACUCGUGCAGAGCUGCAAGGGGGUGGCGGAUCAGAUCCCUCAGCUGGUUCGGGGUGUGAGAGGGAGCCAGGCUCAGCCCGACAGCCCCAGCGCCCAGCUCGCCCUGAUCGGAGCCAGUCAGAACUUCCUGCAGCCCGGAGCGAAAAUGGUGACCGCGGCCAAAGCUACGGUUCCCACCAUCAGUGACCAGGCGUCUGCCAUGCAGCUCAGUCAGUGCUCCAAAACCUUGGCCAGCGCUCUCGCUGAGCUGCGAUCGGCCUCACAGAAGGCUCAGGAGGCGUGCGGUCCUCUGGAGAUUGAUAACGCUCUCACAAUGGUACGGGGGCUGGAGAGGGACAUGCAGGAGGCCAAAGCUUCAGCUUCUGAAGGCAAACUCAAACCCCUGCCUGGAGAAACGCUGGAGAAGUGUUCUCAGGAUCUGGGCUCCAGCACUAAAGCCGUGAGCUCUGCUAUUGCUCAGCUCCUCAGUGAAGCCACCCAAGGCAAUGAGAACUACACAGGUAUGGCUGCUCGUGACGUGGCUCAGGCUCUGCGUUCGCUGGCUUCGGCUGCUCGUGGAGUGGCUGCCAACACCGAGGACCCUCAUGCCCGUAACGCCAUGCUGGACUGCACCGCGGAUGUCAUGGACAAAUCCGCCAGCCUGAUCGAGGAGACCAAGAGAGCCAUUGCCAAACCGGGAGACCCUGACAGCCAGCAGAGACUGGCCCAGGUAGCUAAGGCUGUGUCUCAGGCUCUGAACCGCUCUGUAAACUGUCUGCCGGGGCAGAGAGAUGUGGAUAAUGCCAUCAGAACUGUAGGAGAAGCCAGCAAGAAACUCCUUUCUAAUAAAGUGAGCCCCCUGGCCAUAAAGAUAUUUCACAAAGACAUGGCUGGACAGUCGCAGUCGAAAGAGGACCAGACUCAAGUGGUCACCAACCUGAAGACCAUCUCCAUGUCCUCCAGCAAACUCCUGCUGGCUGCUAAAGCUCUGUCCACAGACCCCAACUCACCCAACCUCAAAAACCAGCUCGCUGCUGCCGCUCGCGCGGUGACAGACAGCAUUAAUCAGCUGAUCAGCAUGUGUACCCAGCAGGCUCCGGGACAGAAGGAGUGUGACAACGCUCUCCGUGAGCUUGAGACGGUCGGAGGAAUGCUGGAGAAUCCCACUGAAGCGGUCAGUGAUAUGGGCUACUUCGACUGUAUUGACAGUGUGAUGGAGAACUCAAAGGUUUUGGGUGAGGCCAUGGCUGGCAUUUCCCAUAAUGCCAAGAACAGUAACUUGCCAGAAUUUGGAGACUCAGUCAGUUCAGCAUCUAAAGCGCUGUGUGGUCUCACUGGGGCAGCGGCUCAGGGGGCGUAUCUGGUGGGUGUGUCUGACCCGAACAGUCACGCUGGGCAGAAGGGUCUUGUGGACCCCUCACAGUUCGCCAGAGCCAAACAGUCGAUCCAGAUGGCCUGUCAGAACCUAGUGGACCCGGCCUGCACCCAGUCCCAGGUCCUCUCUGCUGCCACAAUUGUUGCCAAACAUACUUCGGCCUUGUGCAACGCCUGCCGACUCGCCUCCUCCAAAACAUCCAACCCAGUUGCUAAGAGACAGUUCGUCCAGAGUGCCAAAGAGGUGGCGAACAGCACCGCCAACCUCGUCAAGUCCAUCAAAGCUCUUGAUGGGGCCUUUAACCAGGAGAACAGACUGAAGUGUAAGGAAGCCACUGGGCCGCUCAUCGAGGCUGUGGAUAACCUGACUGCCUUCGCUUCGAACCCAGAGUUUGCUAGCGUACCUGCACAGAUCAGUCCAGAGGGUCUGGCAGCGAUGGAGCCCAUCGUAGCGGCCGCUAAGACCAUGCUGGAGAGCUCUACAGGCCUGAUCCAGACGGCCCGCUCACUAGCUGUCAACCCCAAAGACCCGCCCAAAUGGUCUGUGCUGGCUGAACACUCCAGAACAGUGUCCGACUCCAUCAAGAAACUCAUCACCAACAUGAGGGAGAAGGCUCCAGGUCAGAGGGAGUGUGAUGACGCCAUUGAGGCUCUUAAUAACUGCAUCCGUGAGGUGGACAAGGCGUCUCUGGCAGCCAUCAGCCAGCAGCUCACGCCUAGAGACGACAUCUCCCAUGAGGCUCUUCACGAGCAGAUGGCGGCGUCUGUGCAUGAGAUCAGUAACCUGAUUGAACCGGUGGCCAUCGCGGCCCGCUCCGACGCCUCUCAGCUCGGUCACAAGGUGUCUCAGAUGGUCAGUUACUUUGAGCCGCUCAUCAUGGCUGCCAUCGGUACAGCGUCUAAGAUCCUGAACAGCCAGCAGCAGAUGAGCGUACUGGAUCAAACCAAGACUCUGGCUGAGUCUGCCCUACAGAUGCUCUACACAGCCAAAGAGGCUGGAGGAAACCACAAGGCGGCUCACACGCAGGAGGCUCUGGUGGAGUCGGUUCAGAUGAUGAAGGAGGCGGUGGAGGAUCUGGCUGCGACUCUGUCAGAGGCAGCUAGCGCUACAGGAGCAGUGGGCGGCAUGGUCAACUCCAUCUCUCAAGCCAUCAAUAAGAUGGAAGACGGGCCUGGAGUCGAACCUGAAGGAACGUUUGUGGAUUAUCAGACCACGAUGGUGAAGACGGCCAAAGCUAUCGCUGUCACCGUUCAGGAGAUGGUUACCAAAUCCAACACUAACCCUGAUGAGCUAGGCGGUUUGGCCAAUCAGCUGACCACAGAGUUCGGUGACCUGGCGUCAGAGGCCAGAUGUGCAGCCAUGACUGCCGAGAAUGACGAGAUCGGCUCUCACAUCAGGAAGCAGGUGACAGAGCUGGGCUACAGCUGCACUGGUCUGGUCAGUAAAGCAGGAGCGCUGCAGUGCAGUCCAAACGACUCCUACACCAAGAAAGAGCUCAUCGACAGCGCUCGGAAAGUCUCCGAGAAGGUGUCUCACGUGUUGGCGGCUCUUCAGGCGGGCAAUCGUGGCACUCAGGCCUGCAUUACUGCUGCCAGUGCUGUUUCUGGCAUCAUCGCUGAUCUGGACACCACCAUCAUGUUUGCCACCGCAGGCACUCUCAACCGAGAGAACGCCGAGACGUUUGCAGACCACAGAGAGCACAUCCUGAAGACGGCUAAAGUUCUGGUGGAGGACACUAAGCUGCUGGUGUCUGGAGCAGGAGCGAGUCAAGAGAAACUGGCUCAGGCUGCGCAGUCGUCUGUUAACACCAUCACUAAACUGGCUGAUGUGGUCAAACUGGGAGCGGCCAGUCUGGGCGCUGAAGACCCUGAGACACAAGUACAGACACCCGCUUCCUGUCCUGUCCGCUUUCAAACAGAAAACACAGUUGACCUGCUGUCAGAACGUGUGUGUGCUGCGGCCGGCAAACCUCACGAUGAUCCCGCCAUGUUACAGCUCAAGAACUCUGCUAAGGUGAUGGUGACGAAUGUGACGUCUCUACUGAAGACGGUGAAGGCCGUGGAGGACGAGGCCACUAAAGGCACACGAGCACUAGAGGCCACCAUAGAGCACAUCAAACAAGAGCUGGCUGUGUUCAGCAGUCCAGAUCCUCCUCCAAAGACCGCCACUCCAGAGGAGUUCAUCCGCAUGACCAAAGGCAUCACGCUGGCCACGGCGAAAGCAGUGGCUGCUGGGAACUCCUGCCGUCAAGAGGAUGUGAUCGCAACUGCUAACCUGAGCAAAUUGCUGACAUCAUGCGGUCUCUAUCCACAGAUCAUUCAGAAACCAAGUCAUGACCUUAAACAGCAGCUGGCACACUUCUCCAAACGUGUGGCCGGUUCAGUGACGGAGCUCAUACAGGCUGCGGAGGCCAUGAAAGGUACAGAGUGGGUGGACCCUGAGGACCCGACUGUCAUCGCCGAAAAUGAGCUGCUGGGAGCCGCAGCUGCCAUUGAAGCUGCCGCUAAGAAACUAGAGCAGCUCAAACCCAGAGCCAAACCCAAGGAAGCUGAUGAGAGUCUAAACUUCGAGGAACAGAUUCUGGAAGCAGCCAAAUCCAUUGCUGCAGCCACCAGCGCUCUGGUCAAAGCUGCAUCUGCCGCUCAGAGAGAGCUGGUGGCUCAAGGGAAGGUCGGGGCGAUCCCAGCAAACGCUGUGGAUGAUGGACAGUGGUCACAGGGUCUCAUUUCUGCUGCGCGUAUGGUGGCUGCAGCUACCAACAACCUGUGUGAGGCGGCUAACUCUGCUGUUCAGGGUCAUGCCAGUGAGGAGAAACUCAUUUCUUCAGCCAAACAGGUGGCAGCAUCCACCGCUCAGCUGCUGGUGGCCUGUAAGGUCAAGGCUGACCAGGACUCCCAGACCAUGAAGAGACUGCAGGCCGCAGGUAAUGCUGUCAAGAGGGCAUCGGAUAACCUGGUGAAGGCGGCACAGAAGGCUGCAUUUGAGGCUCACGAUGAUCAGGCUGUGAUGGUGAAGAGCAAGAUGGUGGGCGGUAUCGCUCAGAUCAUCGCUGCUCAGGAGGAGAUGCUCAGGAAGGAGAGAGAGCUGGAGGAUGCCAGGAAGAAGCUGGCCAUGAUCCGACAGCAACAGUACAAGUUCCUGCCGUCAGAGCUCAGAGAGGAUGGACAGGAUCAGUGAGCCGCAUCAGAGACUAAUCAGUGACAUUGAGUUUGAGAAAAGUAAUUAAUGAUAUGCAAUGAGUAAAAAGUGAACUAUGUAUCAGGAUGUCUAUUUUAAGUGUUUUGUUUAUUUCUGUCACUUUUUUGAGAAUUGCCAUGCCAGCUUUAUUGUUUUGUUGUAUUUGGAUAAUAUGCCGCAUAUACAAGUCAUUUUUAAUUUCUUCUAAUAGAUCUAUAAUAUUUGUUUCAGUACUAGAUAGAUUAGAUGAGCAGUGCGUGUUUUGAAAGUUUGUGAUCAUGGCAGGGGCCAAACAGUGUUUGUAAGCUUUUCAAGACAAGAUUUGGACUUUCUCAAUUUGUCUUCUGUUCUUCUGACAGUCGACAGUUUUUUUUUUUCCUCUUUUUCUUAUUUUUUGUGGCAAUUUGGACCAGCGGUGCAAUGAUUAACUUUGCGUUGGAACAAUAAAAAGAGAAAACGUAUCAUUUUCUAAAUAAAAGAAUAAUAAAGCUUUGAAAUGUUACAAACAGUAUCUCUGGGUAAUGUUUUUGCAGUGUCACAGUUUGCAUUUGUGACAACUUGGUUUACAGGCAUUUCUAUCAAAAGUAUAUCUUUUAUAAAGCAUAAAAGCCAUAUUUUCAUUUUUGUUUUUAUAAUGUUUUUUUGUUCUUUUCUUGCAGUUUACUGUUGUAAUUUACUGAUGUAAGUCCCAUUUAGAUGUGGACAGACAAUAUUAGAUUAAAAAAAGAUUUGUAACAGAAGAAUUGGUUCAUUAAAAUGAUUGUGUUAGUUAUUAUAAAGAACUGUUUUAAAUAAAUUAUAAAGACUGUUAUUAAUAUAUCAAAUACAUAAACAGUUUAAUUUUUCACCAUUACUGCCUUUCCUGUUGCAUUCAGUAUGUUCUGAAUCUUGCCUGCCUUUAUAUUUUAUAAUUGUGU